Mya arenaria is the source of this 1816-nucleotide messenger RNA. Its product is annotated as exosome complex component RRP40-like. Bases 1 to 714 code for a protein of 237 amino acids. Gene Ontology annotation, biological process: nuclear polyadenylation-dependent rRNA catabolic process; CUT catabolic process; poly(A)-dependent snoRNA 3'-end processing. The transcript is spliced from 4 exons. Gene Ontology annotation, molecular function: RNA binding. Gene Ontology annotation, cellular component: nuclear exosome (RNase complex); cytoplasmic exosome (RNase complex). Lineage: Eukaryota; Metazoa; Mollusca; Bivalvia; Myida; Myidae. The record is from RefSeq and is a predicted model, not a curated record.
AUGACUGACCAUGUGGGAAAGGUUUUUCUGCCAGGUGAUAAAUUAGAAAAUUUAAAUGUUUCAGAGAAAACUUCGAAAGCCAUUCUAGGUCCCGGUUUGAGACAAGAAGCAGAAGAAAUAGUUGUGUCGAAACCCGGCGUGCUUCGACACAAAGAACCGAAUAUAUACUGGAUUGACAGCCAUCAAAAAAGGUAUGUGCCAGUCAGAAGUGACUCUGUGAUCGGGGUAGUGAGCGCCAAGGCAGGUGAUGUGUUCAGGGUGGACAUUGGGGGCAGUGAGAUGGCUUCACUCUCCUAUCUCUCAUUUGAGGGGGCCACUAAAAGAAACAGACCUGACGUUAAGGUAGGUGACCUCGUGUACGCAAAACUGUUGGUGGCCAACAAGGACAUGGAGCCAGAGCUUGUGUGUAUCGACAGUGCCGGGCGAAGUUCAGGCCUCGGGGUGAUUGGAAGAGAUGGGGGAUUUCUCCACUCCUGUUCACUCAACCUGACAAGGAAAAUCCUGUCUUCCGACUGUCCACUCCUAAAACAGCUGGGGAAGAGCACACACUAUGAGAUUACAACUGGGAUGAAUGGGCGCCUAUGGGUGCGGGCACGAACUGUGCUACUGACCAUCACCAUCAUUAAUGCCAUAGAAGCCUCCGAGUUCAUGUCCAACCAACAGAUUAUGGCCAUGUGCAAGAGACUGGCUGAUGCAUUCACUGAGAAAGACUGAAUAGUUUUGUUUAAGGAUAUUAUCUAAAAGUCAGUGCUGGUGAUAUGCUGAACAUGGCAGCUAUGUGACUAAUCUUGAAAAGGCAGCAUCCUGUGUCAUGACCAUAUCAUCAUGAUCAUAAAUUGUGGCAGGGGUGUAGGAAAAUAGAACUAUUUAUAUUAUCCUUAUACAGACAACACCAUCCAUAAAUGCUAUAUCCACCAGAAUAAGGUCAUCUCUGGGCACAGAUGAUGGUUGUAUGCAUUCAGUGUCGCAUCAAACUUACCUGAUUUUAUAAAACAGUUUAUAAUAAUUUGUGCAAAAUAAUGAGGUAUAAAAAAUGCCAUUACUGGGACACCAAAAAGCAGACAUUUGAAAAAAACUUUGGAGAGCUUUCUUAACGAAGCACUCCCAACACUCUCGUAAUUUCUUACCUCAUGAUGUGGAAAGGAGUAAAUUUGUGCUUGCUUUUAUUGACACACUUUCAUUUUGAACUGUGUUUAAAAACUGAAAAGCACAUUUACGUUUUCUGAUUAUGGUCUCAUACCACAGAGAAAGUAUGAAAUAUCAUAACAACUUUCUUAAUUGGCCAGGUUUUAUUUUUCAAAUUUAGGAGUAAAAUCAAGGCUUUCAAUUUCUUGCACAGCCAGAAUGGGUCUGUUUCAAGUUAAGCGCAUUAAUAGCGUAAAGCAUUGUAGAAAGAUCACAAACUGCAUCCAUAUACAGUUCGUUGCCUGCCAAUUUUUAUGUUUACAAUAAGUCAUAAAUGUCAAGUUUUGUUAUGUGAUCUAAAACAUAUUGAGCCCAGACUAUCACCUGCCCAAAAACAUUCUAGGUCACAGUUUUGUUCGUUCACAAAAUGAGUUUACAAAAUGCACAAUGGGAUUAUUUUAUUACUGCUGUAACCUCGACAUAUCUGCUAUUGAAUGGAUUUCACUAUCGGUGGGUUUUCCUGUCAUUAAGACAAGAACCGUUGUAAACGCAGUUUAAGCUCUGAAGCAAGUCAGAUAGGGGUUACUGAUUUUAUUUUAAUACCAAACCAACAAAAUACUUAUCAGAUAAAAGAAGAUUGUAUGCAAAAUAGUGGUGUAACUUAUAAAUAAAUAUAUAAAACAAAAUGUGU